AAGAAGCUAAAAGUUUACUUUGUUCUCUGAACUUUGUUGUAGCGGCCGGUGAGGUCACACAUGCGCUGUAGAGGCGACGCAGGAGGCUGCUUUUUAGAACCAAGUAUGAAUCACUCCAGAAAAACAGAGCCCGCAGAAGUAAAGCUUUAAAAAACAAAUCGGAAACCUAGACGCAUUUUAAUUUAAGUAAAACGACAUCUAGGCUGCACGUACAGUGGGUGGAGCAUCGGCAAGGACUUCAGGGGCUAGGCAGCCUUCACAGACACAGACGGGAGGAUGUCAGGCACACUAAUUGAUCCCUGCCGGCUGGACAGGACAGGAAGCUUCUUCAAGCAGCUGAUCAACACCUUUGCCUCGGAGAUUGGAGAGCUGAAGCAGGAGAUGGUACAGACGGGCCUUGUAGCCGACAGAGACCCUGAAACUCCAGACAUGCAGAGCAGCAGCUUAGAGGAAGAUGUCAGCAGUCUGUACCUGCAGGAGAAGGAUACAAAGAGCAGUGCCCGAGACUCAGGCUACGACUCUCUGAAGAGGAAACUCAGCAUCCUGGAUCGGCUCAUCCUGGCCCAUCCGGUGUGGCUGCUGCUCACUUUGAGUGACGACGAGACACACCGAAUCCUGCAGCAACAGCAGCCUGGGAUCUUCCUGGUGAGGAAAUCAGCUAAGCUACAAAAGAAGGUUAUAUCCUUGCGCCUUGGCACUGAGUUCGGACCCUCCAUCAGAGACUUCCCAAUAAAGGAGAGCCAGUACACCUUUUCUCUGGAAGGAUCUGGUAUCAGUUUUGCGGAUUUGUUUAGACUCAUUGCUUUCUACUGCAUCAGCAGGGAUGUCCUGCCAUUUACCUUGAGGUUACCAGAGACGAUCGCAGCAGCGAAAACACAGGCAGACCUUGAAGAGGUUGCUCAGCUGGGGGUUGAAUUCUGGAACUCUCCUCUUUACAACAAACAGCAGAGCCCCCCUGUUCGUCCCGCUCGCCCCCUGCCUUCAGACAGUGUGUGCAGGCUACAGAGGCAGCAGCAGGUCUUCCCUACCAAGGGCUUGCAUUCCCUAAGGACACGCACUCCUUCAGAGCUGGAAUGCAGUCAGACCAAGGGGGCUUUGUGCUUCGUUAACCCGUUGUUCCUGGAAGUGCACCGUCAGGGCGCAGGCAACAGCAGUGGCAGCUCGCUUAAGCGCCCCAAGAACCGAGACCCCAUUUCUCCAGAACGGUCCCGCUCGCCUCCACCUAGACCCCCACCGCCUAGGAAAGCACCACCCCUCGGUGUACAUGGCAAGCAGGUUAGCAUGCCAGAAACCGUCAGCUGGAUCAAGCAGCAACAAAUAGAGGUGGACAAUAUGGGUGCUGGUCCCACCAAAAAGGCCGCCCCAAUCCCUCCGCCCCGUUUUAAGAAAUACAUGAGCUUCUCGGAGGUCGAGGGCAGCAGAAAAUCCCAAAUGGGAGACUCCAGUAUCUCAUCUCAGAAACUCCAGACUGUGGUAGCCAGGAACCUUGGCAGUGCUCCUGGUGUGGAGCCCGUUGUGGUGAACGCGAACGUGAACUGUCCGCCCCCCUGCUUGCAGGAGAUGGUGCAGCAGAACAGAGGUGGGCGGCAGAGACUGAGCGACAUGAGCAUUUCAACGUCCUCCUCGGACUCGCUGGAUUACGAGCGCAGCUAUGCUGUGCCCGGUGGCCAGGGGGGGGACAGCAGCCUGGAGGAGGAUUAUGAGGUCGAUAGCGACCAUGAGAGCAUGGCACCGCCGAUCAAGCCCAAGAAGAAGCGCAGCGGCUCCUUCGUCCUGCCUCGAAUCGUAAAGACCCAGUUCCGGAAAGUCAGCGGGGUUUUCAACUCCUUCAUGACCCCAGAGAAGAGGAUGGUGAAGAGGAUAGCCGAGGUCUCGCAGGACAAGCGCACCUACUUCGGCUGCCUGGUGCAGGACUACAUCAGCUUUCUGCAGGAGAACAAGGGCUGUCACGUCUCUGGAGCCGAUAUGCUGCAGACCAUCCGCCAGUUCAUGACGCAGGUGAAGAACUACCUGGCACAGAGCUCGGAGCUGGACCCGCCCAUUGAGUCUCUCAUCCCAGAAGAAGAAAUCGACGUGGUCCUGGAGAAGGCCAUGCACAAGUGCAUCCUGAAGCCCCUCAAGAGCCACAUUGAAGCCAGUCUGAAGGACUUCCAAAUAGCCAGUGGCUCCUGGAAGCAGCUGAAGGAGAACCUGCUGCUGGCCAAGCAGAAGAAGCCCCAGGAACUUGGGGUGGACGCGACAGCUCCGGACUCGGUCACCAUCGAGAAGAUCCGCCACAAGUUUGUCACCAUGCAGAAGAUGUACUCGCCUGAGAAAAAGGUGACGCUGUUCCUGCGGGUCUGCAAGCUCAUCUACACUGUCAUGGAGAACAACUCAGGGAGAAUGUACGGAGCUGACGACUUCCUUCCCAUGUUGACUUAUGUGCUGGCUCAGUGUGACAUGCCUGAGCUGGACACUGAGAUUGAGUACAUGAUGGAACUCCUUGACCCCUCACUGCUGCAUGGGGAAGGUGGGUAUUACCUGACCAGUGCCUAUGGAGCCAUGUCUCUGAUCAAGAACUUCCAGGAGGAGCAGGCAGCCAGGCUACUGAGCUCCGAGACCAGGAACACCCUGCACCAGUGGCACCGCCGGAGGACCACCAACCGGACCAUCCCUACUGUGGACGACUUUCAGAACUACUUGCGGGUGGCCUUCCAAGAAGUAAACAGUGGCUGUACAGCCAAGACCCUGGUGGUGAAACCGUACGCAACCACUGAGGAGCUGUGCGAGGUGUGUGCCGACAAGUUCAAAGUUCAGGACCCCAGUACCUACGCCCUGUUCCUCAUCACGGAGGAGACGAGCCAGCAGCUAGCUCCGGACACCUACCCACAGAAAAUCAAAGCAGAGAUACACAGCAGACCCCAACCACUUCCCUUCCAUUUUGUCUACAAACGUCCCACAAACCUUCAGAUAUGCAUUCCCCCUGAUGAAGAGAACGGAAACACUUUCCUCUAACAAGCACCCAAACUGUUCAAACAGCUACAUCUUUUGUUACGUAAUUUAAAAAAGCUCCAUAAAGAAGUUUUUCUAUUUUCUGCAGGCAGGGGAAAUGGCUUGGUAUCUGGGUAAGCAAGAUAAUACCUUGGGGCUGUUUUUUUAAAUUCUGGUAAUUAAUUCAGGAAUUGAUUAUUGGCACUGGGUGGCACCUAGAGAACUUUUCUGUUAACGAACAAUUCUGGUUCUUGGAUGGGAAAGCCUGAGCUGCUACAAAGUGUCAAGAUCUCAAACCAUGAACCUUCAAGCAUGACUCAAGGUGUUGUCAAGAGGUGGACUGAACCUGUGCCCUCAUUUGCUUCUUACCUAAAUGUUUGUGCAACUUGCUGGCGGGAUACAGACAUUGGAUUUGGUGAAGCGUUCUGUAUCAGGACACCAAUGCAUUGCUUUCAUUUCUCUUUCUUGAACAAGAACCCUCAAUGUUAGGGUUUAGUUACACUGUUCUGAUGCAGGGGGGAGACAGGAUUGCGUAUCUUAAGAGAAGAACAAUAAUAGCACUGUUCAAGCUCCUGAAACAUUAUCCCUUUAUACUGCUGUUAUUUGAUAUCCUGAUAUUUUUUUGGUAGCCCACAUUCUCCAAAAGUGGAAGGAAUUCCUGAUGCAGUGCAUCAGGCCAUUUGCAUUUCCGGAUGGGUUUCAUCCUUCAAGACUGUUAACAUGAGGACAUCAUUUUUUUUUUUUAUAGGAAAACGUCAGCUAUGUCAACUGAAUAUUGUAAAUUUGUUAGAAACAAUUGCAGUUGCUGGUAAACUGUCUUGGUAAUUUGUAACAUUUCUAAAAUCUGUAACCCCUUAAAGACCAGGUAUUUUUGACCUAGUGCUGACACCACAAACACAAUUGGUAUUCAAUUUUAAUGCUCUUAAAUGUCUUUUAUAAUAUGAAAUAUUAUAUACUGUAUUUUGAUUGUUGAGCAUUGGGAUUCUUUUUUAAAAUUAAAUAAACAACGGUUUAUAUCCGGACAGAAAUAGAAGUCAUAGAUGAGUGCAAACUGCAGAUUAAUGUUUACUACAGAUCACAAAUCACAAUUUUAUUAUUCUUAUUGGUCUCUCAUUGUUUCUGAAACGUGCAGUGGAAACAGUAUUUUGAAAAAUCUAAUACAGUGAAUAUUGUAACAAAAAUAGCAUAAGCAAGUACACAAGUAUGCCCUGCAGAGAAUGUAAAGCUCAUCCCCAGUUUAACGCAUAUACGACUCAUAACCAAUAAUCACGUAGUGUAGUCAUACCAUGAGUGUAGUCUUAAGAAAACUCAAGCCUGGUUUUUAAAGGGUUAAGCAGAAAUCUCUUGCUGGUCUUAGAGCAUACACAUAUAAUGUUGUACGCCUCAAUGCAUGGAUGUAUUGAGACUGAGGUUUUUCAGGAACAGGGUUCUUGAAUGAACUGUAUCUUUGCUAUACAGACCUAUAUAGCCUCUUGUGUAAGACACUGGCCUGACACUGAUUAACUUCUGAACCUUUCAGUAUGACCAUUUGCCUGAGCAGGGAAUUUACAUGUAAAACAUUGGGGUGUCUGAGUGGAAGUCAAGGAAAGUAGUGGAGUACACGUGAAGGGGAGAUUUAAAAACAAACAAAAUACAGCAACAAAAUCGCUUCUGAUACUAGUAAAAUAUAAACGCAGAAGUUUGAUUUAAUGAAUAAGAAGUGUCUGGGUUGUUACUAGUUUUAACUGUUUGAAAGUCAUUUAUCAAAGAAUCCUAGAAAUUGCAUUAUGGUAAAGACUUUGAGAAAUCUGGCACCAUAUGUUUUCAAGGCAAGCACGGAUGAAAUUAAAAAAAAAAACUCGACACAAAAAAAUUUAAACUUAGCAAUAGAAAGACACCGGCAAUAAUGACAUUGAAAUGACUGGCUGACUGUAAACAUCACAAAAAGUUAGGGACAAAAGAAACACACACAACGACAUUCCCUGUCAUUAUGACGCAAAUCCGUGUCACCUUGGAGUCAUUCAUCUAGUCUGCUUGGAAUUAGUAAUUCACAGCUUCCUGUAUUGACUUAAGCAAAGAAUACUCCUAAUAAACAAAAGAAAAACAUACAGUAAAGCUAAAAAGUGCAUAAUAGUAAUGUUUUCUCUAAAUAACAUUCCAAUGAAAACAAUUGCAUUCUAAAAAUAAUGUUUUCUUUAUUCACAACAAAAUAUGCUUUUUGUUGUUGUUUGAGUGUGGCUUGUAUCAGGUGAAGCAGAAGUGGUAGAAAGUAAAGAGAAUGAGACUUGCAUGUGAAGACUGCUGUUGAGGGUGCAGGGGGUGUAAGAAACAGACUAAGGAAAAUGGAUCAGCUGAAACCAUGAUUAAAAACACUAAGCUUGUAAUUGCAUUUACAAUUAAAACUUAUAGGACAACCUAUUAGAUGUUUAAUAGAAAUGUAAGAUGAAUAGUUUUAGCACAUUGUGUAUGAUAGGAGUUAGUAUUAAAUGAGGCGUUUUGUUUAUAAUUGAGUUUUGUUAUAUAAUUCUUAUCUGUGCAGGAUUUUUCACAGACCUUUGUAACUUGUUUUUAUACACAUUAAAACAUGGGGUUGUUUUUAAUAUUUGUACUAAAAUGUAAUUUCAUUGAGAAGUCCCUGAUCACUUUGAAUCAGGGUCUGUUUCUUUCUUACAUCAGAAAUGUGUGGUUUUAAAACAUGUGGAAUUAUCUGAGUUGUUCUACUUGACUCGCUGUGUACAAUUGUAACAAAUUGGGCAUUUGUAUCACGAAAAGCUUGCCUGAAAACCCUCCUUAGUAAUAUGUGUAUUGUGGUAAACUUCAAAGAUUUGAAUUUUGCACAUACUGUAAUAAAUUGUUGUAUAACAAAUGUGUGAAGUCGUAUAUACUGAUGCACAAAAGAAACGCAACACUCAGGUCUAAUGGAUUUAAUCAAAUAUUUUAAACAUAGAUAUCAAACAAAGUCACAAAAAAUGUGAACAAAAAUACAGAUCAAAGAAUCAUUAUAUGUUUUCAGAAUGAAACGUGACACACUGUCAAAAUGAAAACAUUACAAAGUUAGUAUCGGGUAUGACCUCCCUGAGCAUUAACACAAUCCUGGCAGCGUUGGCGCAUAGACCUGAUCAGCCUCUGGAUAGACUGCUGUGGGAUGUUCCGCCACUCUUCCUGUGCAGCUGCAGCCAGCUGGCGAAGGUUGGCUGGUCGUGGUUGUCUCCUGUGGAUGGCACUGGCUAUUUGGUCCCACAGAUGUUCUGUUGGACUCCAGGUCAGGAGAAAAAGCUGGCAACAGCAAGACCUCAACAUUGUUUUCUUGAAGUCGUGCAAUUGUAAUCCUAGAACUGUGUGGUCUUGCAUUGUCCUGCUGGAAAAUCGACACUUCCGGAUUGGCUUGCAGGAACGGAAAAACUGCCUCAAGGACAGUUGGCAACAGUCGGUAUAACGCUCACCACGACGUGGUGGGUCAGUGUGGUGACCCUUUGCCAUCCAGGACAUGGCCUGUUCCUCACAGAGCCGGUUUCCUGGUUUCUCUGACUAGUCUGCUGAUUGUGAAGCAGAACAUCUCAUUCUCCAGGCAACUUCUCUCACAGACUGGCCACAUUCAGUCAUGCCAAUAGAAACCAGGUGAUCUUCUUUACUGCAUUUAGGAACCUGGCAGCCUUCUGGGAAAUUAUUGAACACACUGCAUAGAGCUGCACGAUUUCUUCAAAAAAGGUCUUCAAUGAAAAAGACGCCAGCUGCAUAAAAGAUCGGAAAUACUUCUGCUAAAGAUCACUUUGUCCAGUACAAGAAGGGGACAAUUCAUGUGUUUAUUGUUAUUUAUUGAUGUUUUUAUUUUGUUUGAUAAUUCACUGAUGGAGAAAAUAGAAUGUCUUUAAAUGUGGACAUAAAAAAAAUGAAAUAUUCUACGAAUUAGCGCUUACUGUUUUCCAGGUAAGCAUUUAUGUAUUUAGGAACAUUUGUUGUAUAAUAAC
Molecule: messenger RNA, 6917 nt
Organism: Acipenser ruthenus (sterlet)
Lineage: Eukaryota; Metazoa; Chordata; Actinopteri; Acipenseriformes; Acipenseridae
Product: ras and Rab interactor 2-like
Exons: 12
Coding region: 277-2994 (905 amino acids)
Biological process (GO): vesicle-mediated transport; signal transduction
Cellular component (GO): cytosol; endocytic vesicle
Molecular function (GO): small GTPase binding; guanyl-nucleotide exchange factor activity
Source: RefSeq, a predicted model, not a curated record